Messenger RNA from Exophiala xenobiotica, 1326 nucleotides. RefSeq lists its product as uncharacterized. The record is from RefSeq and is a predicted model, not a curated record. Bases 1 to 1326 code for a protein of 441 amino acids. The transcript has 2 exons. Lineage: Eukaryota; Fungi; Ascomycota; Eurotiomycetes; Chaetothyriales; Herpotrichiellaceae.
AUGGAUAACGACCAUACCACCUUGGCUGCUGUAGAAACAAUGCCUUCAACCCAUAUUGAAUUUAAGACCGAGGAAAGUGCUUACGACACAUCAUUCCAUCUCGAGGCCGCAUUCAAGAGAGAGUCUCCCCUGGGAUUUAUGGCAGAUUGUCCAUCUCUAUCAUCCAGCUUCCUCUCGUCUGGCUCCUCGAUCGCAGGCUCCCAUUAUCUCCGUCGUUCUUCCCUGGGAUCUUGCAGCAGUUUAACCUCCCCAGACAUGUUCUUCACCCCUCCGGCAAGAUUCGCAAGUCCCAUCACGCCGAUGAUGCAGGAUCCGGGAGUGCGUAUGACCUACCAGAAGUGUCUGAAACCAGCAGCCUGCUUCGAUAACUGCCAACCCAUUUUUCACAUGCAAGAAGAGGACCAGUACCCUCAGAGGUGUGUUUGGAUGAGUGGUGUCGGCUCCUCUCCCGGCCUGCCGAUGACAGACAUGUCAGAUAUGUUGAUGUCUGCACAUGGUCACCCACUAUAUGAUUCGAGGCAGCCUGGUAUCAGCAACGUAAUCUCGAAUCCGGCUUUGACCAAGUCGAUCUUCGACGGGCCGUUGGACUCUCCCACCAUGCAUGGUUCAGACCACGAUUUUUUGCGGUGGACUUUAGCUCACACUCCCACAGAGACCAUAGAGCCGAGCGUGACGUUCCAGCGCAUAUUACCAAGCUCCCCGAGCUACAAGCUCGAGCCGUCAACUCCUCCAAAGGCUAGAGUACCUCCGUCGGCUAUUCUAAGCAGCAGUCCUUUGUCAAUGAUCUCACCAUCCGUGCUGCCGUCACAGCACGACGUUGACGAACUGUCGUAUGAUGAUCUCGAGCAAGUUCUGAGGCACUGUGACAGCAAGAGACAUCGGACACACCAUGACCGGCUGCAUCGACGAGGGUACGAGCGCAGGAACACAACGGGGAUUUCGAAACUCUCCUCCAAGACCGCAGCCAGUAAUUCUGGUAUCAACUGCGCCCCAAUCAUUGAAGAAAAUCCAUAUCCCUGCACAUACCCCGGGUGCAUUGACAAAGGCACGGGAAAACCGAAACGGUUCAAGAGGCAGGAGCAUAGAAAAAGGCAUGAAAAGACCGUGCAUGAGAAAGAGGACCACGACGUGUACAGAUGCUGGGUGCCCGAGUGCAAUAGGCCUUUCUCGAGAACGGACAACCUCAAAAGUCACCUGAGAAACACUCAUUCAAAAAAGCCAGGCGUUCGAGGGAAUCGAUACGUGGCCACGCUGGACAAGAACAGCCAGUAUUAUGAUCCAGACUGGGUCGGCGAGCUCGAUAAGAAUGGGUUUCCUCUGGUGUGA